Molecule: messenger RNA, 1887 nt
Organism: Blastocystis hominis
Lineage: Eukaryota; Bigyra; Opalinata; Blastocystidae
Exons: 3
Coding region: 1-1887 (628 amino acids)
Biological process (GO): RNA processing
Molecular function (GO): metal ion binding; RNA methyltransferase activity
Source: RefSeq, a predicted model, not a curated record
AUGCAAAAGAAGCGUUCAAGCCAGAAGCGAAAGGGGGAGGAAGAUAAUGGUGGUGAGAAUGUGAAGCGUGUAAAGGAAGAGAAGGAAGAGUCGAUAGAGAGUAGGUUUAGUUGGGAUACGUGGUUUUAUCUUGCUGUAGAUAAGACAACGAACGAUAUUGUGGCUCCUUGGUGGAAUGUGCCUUACGAAGAGCAAACGUCUCGAAAGGAGAAAGAGAUGCGCCAAGUGUUAAAGCGCUGCAACAGACGAAUCAACCGAAAGGACCAUGAGAAGGAGAAGAAGAAGAAGACAGGCCGCGCUGGCACGGUCGACCAGCCGUGUCGUGAUUUUAUGAGCAAGGGAAGCUGCAUGUAUGGAGAUCGCUGCAAAUACAUUCAUCUUACGCUGGACGAAUAUGAAGAACGCUUGAAGAAGGAGCAGGAAGCGAAAGAAAAAACGGUUGAAGAAACAACCGAAUCGAAAAUGACUGAAGAAACCACCGAAUCGAAAACGGUGGAGGAAACCACCGAAUCGAAAACGGUGGAGGAAACCACCGAAUCGAAAAUGACGGAGGAAAAAACAAGCCAGGAGGCUUGCGCGAAUGCUGCUAAGGAGAACUCUCCCACCUCAUCCGAACAGCCCGCAAAAGAAGCUUCGGACAGCGAGGACUACGAGAAGGCGGACGAGGACGAAGGACAAAUCUGCUCCAUGCUACCCAUUCUGACGCACUCGAAAGUCGAAGGCUACCGCAAUAAAUGCACCUUCACCAUCGGAAAAGAUCGAAACGGCGCGCCGUGCAUCGGAUUCCGCAUGGGCAGCUUCAUUAACGGCAACGUGAUCAUCGGCCCCAUCGAGUAUGCUCGCUCUCCCUUCCUCACCUUCAGCGACGUCGUCGUCGUCUCUCCGCUGAUGAAGCAGGUCGUCAAGCGCGUGGAAGCCUUCAUCGUCUCGAAGUCGUACCAAACGUACGACAUGUGCCAGCAUCUCGGAUUCUGGAGAUCGCUCCUGCUCCGCUACUCCGAGCGAACCAACCAGCUUUUGAUUCUCGUCGUUGUGGGCAAUCCCUACGAGCGAUCGCUCCCGAAGGCGCAGGAAGCGCUCGCCAAACUCACCGACGCGACGCGGAGCGAAAUCGACGGCGUGAUGAAGGAGUUGCUCGCGUUUUUCUCUUUUAGAUUCACCGGACUCUCCAUGCCUGGCUCUGAUUGUCCCAUCGUCACGCUGAAAGGCGAGCCCUUCAUCGAAGAGCGGCUCUUCGAUCUCUCCUUCCGCGUGUCUCCCUACGCGUUCUUCCAGGUCAACACGCCGGUCGCGGAAGUGCUCUACAAGAACAUCGGCGACUGGCUUUCUCUCCACGAGAACACGCUCCUCCUCGAUGUGUGCUGCGGAACGGGAACUAUUGGACUCUGCCUUGCGAGCCGCGUCAAAUUCCUCAUCGGCGUGGACAUCGAGGCUUCGGCGAUCGAGGAUGCCCGGCUGAAUGCAGAGGCGAAUGGAAUUAAAAACUGCGAGUUCAUCUGCUCUCCCGCAGAGAAAGUGAUGGCUGAUUUGCUGAAGCGAGAAGACAUCCGACGUUUGGAUGGUUCGGUUGCAUUAGUGGUAGAGUAUGACCAUAUCGUCGUGAUUGUGGACCCUCCACGAAGUGGUUUGCACAAGGAUAUCAUUCCUGCUUGUCGAAAAUGCACGGCAAUAACCGAACUAAUCUACGUAUCGUGUAACCCGACGGGCUCGUUUGUCGAAAAUACAGGUAGUUUGUGUGUCGAGCAUUUUGAUUUCGUAGUUACUCUGUGUUGCCAGCCCAAUCGCCGGUUACCAGGCGACCCGUUUGUAGCCAUAAAAUCUCAGCCAGUGGACUUGUUCCCUUUUACGGAACAUUGCGAAUUGAUGACCUUAUUUGCACACAUGUAA